AUGGGCGGAGGCAAGCCGAUAGUCCUACGCUUAGGCGAAGACGUUAAGUAUAACCGCGACUUCUACGAAAAUGUCUUUAAAAACAAAUUCGACGUUGUUGCAAACGAGGAACCUGAUCGAGAGUCGUUUAUCAAGGCUUUGAAAGAAAACAAGAAUACCGGUGGCGAAAUGGGCCAAUGGGACGACGAACUAAUUCCCCUUCUUCCACCAUCAGUCCGCAUCUUUGCUUCCGCCGGUGCAGGCUUCAACUGGGCUGAUGUCGACGCUCUCGGCCGCCGUAAAAUCUGGUAUGCCAACGGCGCAGGCGCCAGUGACGAAGCAGUCUCAGACACAGCUCUUUGGAUGAUUCUAUCAGUCUUCCGGAACUUCUGGAUGUCGCAGAAAGGUGCUCGUUCGUGCGAUCCUGAGCAGUUCAACAAAAUGCACAAAUUUAUCGCUAUGAUCUCAUAUAACCCUCGAGGUCAUGUCCUGGGUAUUGUCGGUUUGGGAAAUAUCAGUAAGCUAGUCGCCCAAAAAGCGCGAUUGGCUUUGGGUAUGAAGAUCCACUACUUCGAUAUUGUGAGAUCUCCGUCCGAGGUUGAAGAGGAGCUUCAGGCAACAUACCACUCAUCUCUCCAUUCCCUCCUCAGCAUUGCCGACUGCGUCACGCUACAUACACCGCUCAACGCCCAUACACAAGAUAUGAUCAACAAAGAAGCAUUCGGCGCCAUGAAAGACGGCGCACGAUUAGUCAACACAGCUCGUGGACAAAUUGUCAACGAAGAAGCCCUGAUCGACGCACUGAAGAGCGGCAAGAUCUCAGCUGCUGGACUAGACGUACAUUACCAUGAGCCGCAGGUGUCCAAAGAGCUAGCGGAGAUGGAUAAUGCGAUUUUAACGUGCCAUAAUGCAGGAGCUGCUGUAACAACGAGGAUUAACUUUGAGCUCACCGCGAUGGAGAAUAUCAUGAAGGUUGUGGAUGAGAAUGGGGACUUUUGUGGGGAGCCGACGACGGCUGUUAACCGCAAGGCUUUCGAAGAAGCUUCUUCAUGA
Fusarium coffeatum is the source of this 1032-nucleotide messenger RNA. RefSeq lists its product as uncharacterized. The record is from RefSeq and is a predicted model, not a curated record. Gene Ontology annotation, molecular function: NAD binding; hydroxypyruvate reductase [NAD(P)H] activity; glyoxylate reductase (NADPH) activity. Gene Ontology annotation, cellular component: cytosol. The transcript has 2 exons. Bases 1 to 1032 code for a protein of 343 amino acids. NCBI's taxonomy places the organism in Eukaryota, Fungi, Ascomycota, Sordariomycetes, Hypocreales, Nectriaceae.